Fulvia fulva is the source of this 1947-nucleotide messenger RNA. RefSeq lists its product as uncharacterized. The transcript has 3 exons. The record is from RefSeq and is a predicted model, not a curated record. The coding region runs from base 1 to 1947 and encodes 648 amino acids. Lineage: Eukaryota; Fungi; Ascomycota; Dothideomycetes; Mycosphaerellales; Mycosphaerellaceae.
AUGAGCACCUACCACGGCUACGACGACGACUACGACGAGCCGCGGCGUUACCGCAACGUUCGCACCCGACCACGUGAGAGAGACGAGCCGGAUUAUGUCCGCGAGGAGACGUACAUCGAGCGCGGCAAAGGCCCAGGACCACGCCAUGGAGAGCUUGUCUACCGCGGACGAGAAGAUAGCGUCGAGGACAUCCCGCGUGACUUCCCACCUCCAGGCCGCAGCGGUGGUUCUCGAUACAGCGCGUACGACGACCGUCGUGGCAAGAGCGUAGGCGGCGGCAGAUCAAGAUACUCCGACGACUAUGACGACGACCGAUACACCGACUAUGCUGCACCAGCUGCUGCAGGUGCUGCCGGCUACGCAGCUGGACGUCGUGACCGCAGCCGCCAUCGAGGACACCGCGAUGAUCGAGACUACGACUCGGAGUACUCUGACUCACCACCACCACGUCGCAAAGAACCAGAGCGCAAGAAGUCAGGCAUUGGCGAGACACUCGAAAGCCUUGGACUAGGAGGUCUCGUUGGUGGACUCGUCGGAGGUGCCAACAAGAAAGAUGGCUCUCGUGCCGGCUCUCGCGGUGGACGAUCUCGUUCUCGUGCAGGCAGCCGCCGAGGUGGAUACGACUCAGACGACAGUCGCAGCCGCUCUCGAGGCCCCGAUGGCAAGAAGAGGACCGAGAGGAAGUGGGCACAAGCAGCUCAGGCAGCUCUCGUUGCUGGUGCAGUCGAAGCUUUCCGUUCUCGCAAGGAGCCCGGCCCAUGGUCUGGAGACAAGGGCAAGCGCAUCGCGACUGCAGCACUCGGAGCUGGUGGCAUUGACGGUAUGAUUGGCCGCGACCCUGAUAAGAAGACCAAGCGCCAUCUUGCCGAAGCUGUCGUCGGUGGUCUUGCAGCUAGUCGUCUUGCCAAUGGUGCGCGCUCCAAUUCACGCGGCCGUGGUGGUCUCGACUCUCGCAGUGUCUCUCCUGACAGUCGCGCUCCACGUUCCCGCAGCCGCAGCAUCAUCGACCGUUUCCGAGGCCGCUCACAAUCUCGAGGACGACCAGGAGAGGAAGGCGGAGGAGGCGCUGGAAACGCGUUGAAGGGUUUGGUGGGAGCUGGAGCCGUGGCUGCCGCUGGCAAGGCCAUCUACGACCGUGUGCGUUCCAAGUCCCGUAAGAGGCGCUCACCCUCAAACUCUAGCGCAGACUCGUAUGUGCCCUCCCGCACCCGUCAGCGAGACAGGCGUCGCUCACCGAAUUCAGAUACCGGCAAUACUCGCCGGACCGACGAAGCUUCAGGUCGAGAAGUCGCUCGCGGUACUAGAUCGAAUGCUGGGGCGGCAGCCGGCGCAGGUGCCGCUGCAAGUGCCUUGACCACGAGAGGCAACGGCGGCGGUAACGACAAAUUCAAUGACAACCACGUCUCCAGCGACAGUAGCAGCACAACAGAUAUGGAAAAGACCAGAAAACACAUGCGAGGAAAAGAACUCAUUACAGCGGGACUUGCGACUGUGGCAACUAUUCAUGCGGCACAUGGUGUUUACUCAAGCAUGGAAGCUCACGAGAAGCGACAUCGGCUGGUGGCAGAGGGUGAAAUGUCUCCUGAAGAAGCUCGAAAGAAGCAGACGAAGGCGUGGAUCCAAGAUGCUGCAGCUGUCGGUAUUGCCGCGCUGGGUAUCAAGGGCGCUUUCUCUGAGUGGAAGGAGAUGAACGAGCAGAGACGCGAAAUCCAAGAACUCGAGAAGCGGAAGGCGGCACGCCGCAAGAAGCGCAUCGCCCGCCAAAAGCAGGAGGAGCGAGAGAGACACGAACGAAUGAUGAGCAUUUUGGAGAAGAACCCCGGUCUUGCGAUGGGUUACAAAAUGAACCAAGAAGGCUUUGCCUUGCCUGGCGCAGGUGCUCCUCCUCCUCCUGAACUCAGCGGGAAUCCUUAUGCUGGUCAGAAUGGUGGUUCUCAGCGAUACUAG